Messenger RNA from Telopea speciosissima, 990 nucleotides. RefSeq lists its product as uncharacterized. The record is from RefSeq and is a predicted model, not a curated record. Lineage: Eukaryota; Viridiplantae; Streptophyta; Magnoliopsida; Proteales; Proteaceae. The coding region runs from base 1 to 990 and encodes 329 amino acids. The transcript has 3 exons.
AUGGAGGAGAUUAUCUAUAAUUGUCCUCAGCUUUUAUGGGAAAUUUACCCAGAACAAAAAGCCACAAUUAUCGGUGCAGCUGGAAAGGUGAAGCUGAGGGAAUCCAUGGGAAGGGCUGGAAAGGUGGUGGUGGUGGAGCAGGAAGGGGAUCAUUCAACGGGCGGUGCAGGCGUGGAGCAGCAGGAGAGGGAUGAUCAUUGUCGUCAUCAUAAUCAUCAUCAUCGGGUUGUCCAAUAUAAAGAUCAAACCAUUUUUCAUUAUGCAAUCAGCCAUCGUCAAGAACAAAUUUUCCGCCUUUUUCAUGAAUUAGCUCUCCAAGUGCAACGCGAGCUACAAUGGUAUCAGGAAGUGGAAAGCAUUAUGCCACCAGGCUUCAAAAAUUUCAAAAACAAAGAUGGUCUGACAUCUAGAAAGUUAUUCACAUUGGAGCACAAAGAGCUAGUAGAUGAAGGUGCAAAGUGGAUGAAGGAAACAGCACAACAGUGCAUGGUCGUCGCAACCCUUAUCUCCACAAUCAUGUUUCAAGCAGUGUUUAGUGUAUCAGAUGCCUUUAGUAUUUCAGGUUCUGUAAAGAGUGGUACAAACAAACUCAAUUACAAACAUGACAAAUAUUCUAUAAUAUUUGUUAUCACAGAUAUAUUGGGACUUACCACUUCCGUAGCUUCGAUGCUGAUGUUUCUGGCCAUUAUUACUACAAGUCAUGCAGAAGAAGCUUUCUUAAAGAAAUUGCCACGUAUGCUGAUGAUGGGGCUUUUUUUCCUUUUCGUUUCUAUAAUGGGGAUGAUGACUGCCUUUGUUGAAGCCACUCUGGUUUUAUUUCACCACAAUGUUCGUCUAGGGGUCUCCUUACCAAUUGUUCUUCUAGCUACUGUUCCAAUCACUAUAUAUGCUUUUAUGGAACUUCCUCUGUUCAUUGAAUUGACACAUUCCACAAAUAGUUUACCCAAGUCAAAGGUCAUUAGAAAGAAAACUAUAAGCAUGAACAUGUAG